GGGUGUGUGUCUGUCGCCGCCUGAGGAAGAUGAGGCUGAAGAUUGGGUUCAUCUUACGCAGUCUGCUGGUGGUGGCAAGCUUCCUGGGGCUAGUGGUCCUGUGGUCUUCCCUGUCCCCGCGGCCGGACGAGCCGAGCCCGCUGAGCAGGAUGAGGGAAGACAGAGAUGUCAAUAACCCCAUGCCUAACCGAGGAGGCAAUGGAUUAGCUCCCGGGGAUGACAGAUUCAGACCUGUGGUACCAUGGCCUCAUGUUGAAGGAGUAGAAGUGGACUUAGAGUCUAUUAGAAGAAAAAACAAGGCCAAAAAUGAACAAGAGCACCGUGCUGGUGGAGAUUCCCAGAAAGACAUAAUGCAGAGGCAGUAUCUCACAUUUAAGCCUCAGACAUUCACCUACCAUGAUCCUGUGCUACGCCCCGGGAUCCUCGGAAACUUUGAACCCAAAGAACCUGAGCCUCACGGAGUGGUUGGUGGCCCUGGAGAGAAAGCCAAGCCGUUGGUUUUGGGACCAGAAUUCAAACCUGCUGUUCAAGCCAGCAUUAAAGAGUUUGGAUUUAACAUGGUGGCAAGUGACAUGAUCUCACUGGACCGCAGCGUCAGUGACUUGCGUCAAGAAGAAUGCAGAUACUGGCAUUAUGAUGAAAACCUGCUGACUUCCAGUGUUGUGAUUGUCUUCCAUAAUGAAGGGUGGUCGACGCUUAUGAGAACAGUCCACAGUGUCAUUAAAAGGACUCCAAGGAAAUACUUAGCAGAAAUCGUGUUAAUCGAUGAUUUCAGUAAUAAAGAACACUUAAAAGGAAGACUAGAUGACUACAUUAAGCUGUGGAACGGCCUAGUGAAGGUAUUCCGAAAUGAGAGAAGAGAAGGUUUAAUUCAAGCACGAAGUAUUGGAGCUCAGAAGGCUAAGCUUGGACAGGUUUUGAUAUACCUCGAUGCCCACUGUGAGGUAGCAGUUAACUGGUAUGCACCACUUGUAGCUCCCAUAUCUAAGGACAGAACUAUUUGCACUGUGCCGCUUAUAGAUGUCAUAAAUGGCAACACAUAUGAAAUUGUACCCCAAGGGGGUGGUGAUGAAGAUGGGUAUGCCCGAGGAGCAUGGGAUUGGAGUAUGCUCUGGAAACGGGUGCCUCUGACCGAGCGAGAGAAGAGAAUGAGAAAGACAAAAACUGAACCAUAUCGGUCUCCAGCCAUGGCUGGUGGAUUAUUUGCCAUCGAACGAGACUUCUUCUUUGAAUUGGGUCUCUAUGAUCCCGGUCUCCAGAUUUGGGGUGGCGAAAACUUUGAGAUCUCAUACAAGAUAUGGCAGUGUGGUGGCAAAUUAUUGUUUGUCCCUUGCUCUCGUGUCGGACACAUCUACCGUCUUGAGGGCUGGCAAGGCAAUCCUCCGCCCAUUUAUGUUGGGUCUUCUCCAACCCUAAAGAAUUAUGUUAGAGUUGUAGAGGUUUGGUGGGAUGAAUACAAAGACUACUUCUAUGCUAGUCGUCCUGAAUCAAAGGCAUUACCGUACGGGGAUAUAUCCGAGCUGAAAAAAUUUCGCGAAGAUCACAACUGCAAAAGUUUUAAAUGGUUCAUGGAAGAAAUAGCUUACGAUAUCACUUCACACUACCCUUUACCACCCAGAAAUGUGGAGUGGGGAGAGAUCAGAGGUUUUGAAACUGCUUACUGCAUUGACAGCAUGGGGAAAACAAACGGAGGCUUUGUUGAACUAGGACCCUGCCACAGGAUGGGAGGGAAUCAGCUUUUCCGAAUCAAUGAAGCUAAUCAACUCAUGCAGUAUGACCAGUGUUUGACAAAGGGUCCCGAUGGAUCAAAAGUUAUGAUUACACACUGUAAUCUGAAUGAAUUUAAGGAAUGGCAGUACUUCAAGUCAUUCAUACAGGUUUUCCUACACAUUGGUCCAUAUUGAAGCAUCACUUUCUAUUCUCUGGUGGAGUAUUGCCCUGUAAUGAGGUUUGAAUGACUUCCGGGAAGGCCCCCUGCUGAUUUCAGUGACACGGGACGGUCAGUGUUCCGUGAGGCAGUCAGCACCACCACUGCAGUAUCAAAACCUAGGUUUUAAAAUCUAAAUGAGUGAUUCGUUAAAGUAAGAUACACACACGUUUACACCAUAAACAUCUUUGGUUUAUAUUUCAUGUCAUCCAGCAGGUGGAGACAGAGACAGACAAGUGAAAACGUUGGCCAUCUAGGCCUUCACAACUUCCUUCGCAUCGUUGUUCUCUAAAUAAAGCAGGAUAGAUGUAGCAGUUGUGGACUUGAAAGGCCAGUUUUAGUUUUUCAUUUGACACUGGCUGGGGCAGUUUUUCUAUUUCAGGUGUGAGUAUUAAAAGUUCUGUGGCAAACUGAGGAUUCCAACAUAUUAACACAUCUAUGUAUAGUUUCCAAAGUCCAGACUUGGGUAAAAUAAAUCAAUUUAUGUGAAACAAAAAGUUAGAAAGCUGCCCCAAACUGAAAUCACCUGGCGGCCCUCGGCUUUAUUUAUUCAUCUCAUGUUUGUUACCAUACUCCAUCUGCUAGGUAAGCAUGUGUUUGCUAUGUAGUAAUGAUGUUAUGACCCCUAUGGGGCAGCUCCCCUCUGUCCUGUAGGGUCGCUAGGAGUCGGAAUUGACUUAACAGCAACGGGUUUGGUUUUAGAUUUUUAUAUAGAGGUCAGUACUAUCUGUGGUUUCAGGCAUCCACUGUGGGUCUUGGAACGUCUCCCCCAUGGAUACGGGGGGACUGUUGUAAAAUAGUAAACGAAAGCUAUCAGACCAGAAACUACUAUCAAGAAGUAAUAGAUAAAAAUGGAAUGUACAUAUUUUAGAUAUUUUAAAGGACACAGCACUGAAUAGUCAUUAAUGCAUUAGAUAUUAUUAAAUAUUGACUGGGGCCCAGCAAUGGGUGGACUCUGUGGAGGUUCAGAAAGUAGCUAAAGCACAUUAUACUGUAAUGGCAAAAGAGAAGAAAAAUGUAGAAAUAAAAAUAACCAAAUACCAUAGGGAGGAAAAGAGACAGUAGGAGGAAUUAUUUCUGAUGAGUUUCCCAGUGAAAAUACCAUCACACGAUGUUUUGAGGUAUAAAAAGGCUUUCCAUGGAGGAUAAAUAUGGAAGCUGGAUGAACAAAGACAUGGCAUGAUAGUAGAACACUCUAGGAAUCACGGUUAGUUUGGUAUCCCUAAUUUGUAUACCAUAUGAUAGAGCAUUAAACUUCAUUUUGCAACUUUUGGAGGGCAUCUGACAUUAUUUGAGGAAGGCAGUGAUAGGAAAGAACUGAUAUGUUUGGAAAAUAAUUCUGGAAACAUUGUGAAGUAUAGUUUGAUGAAACAAGGAGAUCAGCUAGAGCAGCACUUCUCAAACUUUUUGGCCUCUGGAUCCCUUUACACUCUUAGAAUUGGUUGAGAAUCCACCCCACACACCCUCCCCGCAGACAGCUUUUGUUUAUAUGAGUUUUACCUAACAAUGUUUCCCAAAUUGGAAAUUAAAUCCGAGAAGUGUUGAAAGUAUUCAUGUAUUAACCAAACCCAUUGCUGUCGAGCCGAUUCCAACUCAUAGCGUCCCUGUAUUAUCUUAUGUAAAAAUAACAAUACCCUCAUUGCAUAUUAAUACAAACAACAUUUUUAACGUGCAGUGCAAUUUGCAGUAAGGAAUCUGAAGCUGUAUCAGUGAACAUCGCCAUUUCGUCUUGUGUACAUUAAAAUCCAUUGGUCUGUCUUACACUUUGAAUGGAUUUUUUUACCCACAUGUGCUUUUAUCACAUGCUUCCUCAUUUAGAAAACAUUGAUUCACUGAGUUAUAUGAAUCUUGACACAUUUCAUUCUACAAUAUCAAAAAGCACAUUCAGGGGUAACUACUGGUCCCAUCAGAAAAGUCUUUAACUGUGGUGAAGCUGUCAAGUUCAUGGUGAUAGAUAUAAGUUUUCCAAAACCCCAGUUUUUGCAUGAAAACAUAGAUUUUAUUAAUGGCAACAAAUACUGUCAGUUUGCUUUUUUCUUUUUCCUUAAAGUGACAGGCUCAUUUCAUUUUUGAGAAAACCUGUGAAAUACCCAAGUCUGAAUAACCAUUACUUGUCUGUAAGUUAUUUCAAGUCAAAAUGGUAUCCCGUGAAAAAACAAGCUAGUUCAGCUCACAACUGAGUCCUACAUGUGCUUCUCCUCUUGAUAACCACCGUCCUUCAUGAUGCAGCAGAAGUGCUUAAUGUGUACUUCCCAGUUCAUCUCAUGGACUACAAAGUAUAUUCAAGGGGUCAAGAUUUAAUAAAAUUAAUGUCUUACUGCUUCAUCAAGGGCAUUCUUAAGUGACACUGGCAUUUUCUUUUAUCACUGUGAGUUUGGGGCAGUGAAGAAUACUCUUGCCAGCACAGGUCGGUACUACUGCCUUGAUUCAUGCUGGAGCCACAGCAGUUUUACCCACCAUUACUUUUGCACCCUCAGUAUAAAUGUGAAAAAGCCAACUAAGGUCUUUGUGUUAUUAUGAAAAUAAUUUUGACCCUAGCAGCUCCUGAAAGGAUCUUGGAUAACCCCAGAGGUCCAAGGACCACACUUUGAGAACCACUGAGCUAUAUACUGAAAAAACUCAUGAUGAGGGCUGAACAAACGCAUCUGUAGGGGGUGAGAAGAGAGAUGUACCAGAGACGUUGUAUAGACUCAUCAGUCCUCAGUGACUGGUGGGAUAUGAAUGAAUGAGGGAAAGCGUGGAGUGAAAUACCUCUGUCUUGAGAACUUGGAAGCUGGUAUUACCAUCAACCACGAUAGGAACUAGAGAAGUAGAUGUGGGGGAAGACAAUGAACCUGCGUUUGUAAACAUUGAAUGUCAGGUCUGAGCAGUACAUUAUGACUUAACAUUAAAAGGAAUUGGAAGGCUAACAAUUGAGAAAUUCAGAGUCUGAAGUAUGGUUGGUAUAAACCUGUCCAAUUUGCUUAGACUGUCUCCUAUGACUUUUAAUGUCAGUGCUAUCAAAAAAGUCCACAUUUAAAACUCUUUUUCCUUCCUGUGUUUUCCAGAACUUGCACAGAUUUACUCACAUUCCUUCAGGAAAGUGCUUAGAUCGCUCAGAAGUCCUCCAUCAAGUCUUCAUCUCCAAAUGCGACUCCAGUAAAACGACACAAAAGUGGGAAAUGAAUAACAUCCACACUGUUUAGAAA
Messenger RNA from Trichechus manatus latirostris (Florida manatee), 5115 nucleotides. RefSeq names its product polypeptide N-acetylgalactosaminyltransferase 7 (gene GALNT7). Gene Ontology annotation, cellular component: Golgi apparatus. The transcript has 12 exons. Lineage: Eukaryota; Metazoa; Chordata; Mammalia; Sirenia; Trichechidae. Gene Ontology annotation, molecular function: polypeptide N-acetylgalactosaminyltransferase activity. Bases 30 to 1904 code for a protein of 624 amino acids. Gene Ontology annotation, biological process: protein O-linked glycosylation. The record is from RefSeq and is a predicted model, not a curated record.